Blepharisma stoltei is the source of this 3808-nucleotide messenger RNA. The record is from the annotation of a GenBank genome assembly. Lineage: Eukaryota; Ciliophora; Heterotrichea; Heterotrichida; Blepharismidae.
AUGGAAAAUCUUGAGAGUCAAGGCGACUAUUACAAAACUCAAGGUUUGUACGAAAAAGCCAUUGAAAAAUACAAAGAAGCGCUUUCCUUUCAAAGGUCAAUGAACGUUUAUAUGAACUUGGCAUCCUGCUAUGAAAAAACGGACCAAUUGGAAAACGCUGAAGUUUGCCUAACAGAAUUAUUAAAAUCCUUAACGAUUUCCAGCAUUAAAUCAGAAGAUGAUUUCUAUGAGAUACUGUUCCGGAGAGGAAAUCUUUAUAAAAAACAGAUGAAACUUAAUGAAGCUAUUGAAGACUUCAGAACUGUCUACUCAAAAAGUUCGAAUCGAACUGUCGUGGAUAAUGCAAAAAUACACUUAGAUAAAGCUUUAGCGAAGAGGGAAGAAGUCAGAGAAAAUUUAAAUAAAAUCAAUGAAAGAGAACAUUUUGUGAGCCUUUUCAGGGAGCAUAUGGCGGUCUAUCCAGGGGCUGAAUGGCACGUUGUAAGCAAUCUUUGGUUUCAAAAAUGGCAGAAAUUUGUUGGGCUGACUUCAAGAGAAGGAUAUGAAGAUUUGCCUUUUAGCUUUGAUAUAGAAUUUGAAGAAGCCACCAAUCCUGGCCCUAUAAAUAAUAGUGAUAUCAUAGAUGAAGAGCACACAAAUGUUUUAUUAGAAGACCGAAUUAGGCCAUCCUACCAAAUUUGUAUAAAAAACGGCCUGAGUGAAAAUAUAAAUUAUGUAUUAUUACCACAAAGUGCUUUUCGAAUUUUACAUGAAAAGUAUGGAUGCUCAAAAGAUAUUAAAAGGCAUGCAAUAGAAGUUAACGAUUCUAUAUACCAAGUUGAGGUUUAUUUGAAAACAAUUAAAAUAGGCUGCCCAAUGCAAGGAUCUUUAGAGGUUGAGCUGAUUAAUAUGAGCAGGAAAGACACAAUCGGAGAUCUAAAAAAUAAAUUUACUAUAGCUAAAGAUAUUAUGUCUCAAGUGAGGAUAUGAAAAGUGAGUUUAACCAUUAUUUCGCUUGAAAGACUACAAUCAAUUAUCAAUUCGAACGGAAGAGAAUCAAAAGUGUAUAUAGAGGGUGGGUCGCAGCUAAAAGAAAAUCUACUAAUUGACGAUGCAGAAAUUGGAGAAGAAGACUUAUUUUCAUUUAUAGUUAAUUCAGAUAAUAAUAAAUUUAAAGUCUUAGUACUUAUAUUUAUUGUAGAAAAGUAUAAUUUUAAUAGAGCCAACUAGAAAUGGACUGUUUUAUUUUUAUGACGAUCGAACGAUUGCACAGGACCGCUGUGCUUUUUGCCAAAAAAACAUUGAAACUAUUAUAAAAUGCAAGACAUGUAGAAAAGUCAAGUAUUGCAGUGAGCUAUGCAGGAAAAAGCACUUAAAAGAGCACAAGUCAAAAUGCAAAAGAUCGUCAUCAGGUCUUUUUGCUUGCUUUUGUCGUCCUUCAAACCACCAAGAUGACAGCGAUGAAGAUACAGUUAUAGUGAUAAACAGAAAACCAAUUGAUAAGCCUAAAAUGCGCUCUGUUGGGCUUCAAAACCUUGGAAAUACCUGCUUUAUGAACUCAUCAUUACAAUGCUUAUUCCACACUGAAGAGUUAACAACAUUUUUCCUAUCCAACUCUUACUUAAAAGACAUCAAUAAAGUUAAUCCUCUAGGCACAAAAGGCAAGCUAGCAACAGCAUAUGCUGAACUUUUAGAAAAUUUAUGAAACGCUGCAUCAUCUUCUUAUGCGCCUUGGAAGUUCAAGAAAACUUUAUCUCAAUUUGCUCCUCAGUUUCUAGGCUACCAGCAGCAUGAUGCUCAUGAAUUGCUUUGCUAUAUCCUCGAUGGGCUUCACGAAGAUUUAAAUAAGGUCAAGAAAAAACCAUACUUUGAAGAUAUUGAUGUAAAAAAUAAAACACAUAAAGAUAUUGCAAAAGAAAGCUGAAAUCGGCACAUAGCGAGAAACCAAAGCAUUAUUGUUGAUUUUAUGCAUGGACAAUAUAAGUCGACUCUGUAUUGUCCACAGUGUAAAAACUAUUCUUACACGUUUGAUCCUUUCAGCUCUUUAUCUUUGCCAAUCCCAAUCCCAGUGAAUAAAAAGUAUAGACUGUAUUUUAUAUAUGGAUAAUUAAAAUAUGGCGUCAUCGUCUGGGUAUGGCCUCUCGGCCAUACAUACUCGACUUAUAUUUUAAUUAUAUCCGGCAAGGUUUUGCCAUUCCGGAAAUGGGUACAAUGCCACGGUAAGCAAUUCUGCAGAGCAGAGCCUGGCCCAUGCUCAACGACCAGAAUGGAUUUUCUCCUCGAGAGGAAAAGGUGUCCAAGUUUGGAAAGGGUAAGCCCAGUAAAGUCUACAGGCAAUGCCUAGACCAAUCGGGCAACUACCUAGCGUGAAACUGGGCGUUACGUCCCAGGACUUGGAAUUUCCCUUUUUGCCGUAAGGUAACCAGAAAUUCCAUCUUUUGGAAUUUCGGAAAGCCAACUCUCGUCCACUCAAGCAGCAGCCGCAGAAAUCCAUAGCCCGCCCACUCAAGACUUAAGCCGCAGCACGCUGUGGGAAGGAGUAGACGUAUUUCCUUUUGGCAAACCUUAAUGGUUUGCUAGGAAUGCGUCGCAAAGCAGGUGAACCUCAAGAUACCGAGGUCCUUGGUGACUGCGUUAACAAUAUGGCAGACGCCUAUUAAUGUAUAAGUAAGUAAGUAAGUAUUUUAUAUAUGCUGGAAACCAAGUGCCUUCAAGUUUGACUUUUGACUAUAGCAGCUCUCAUUCCAUAUCAUAUUUACGUCAAAAAGUGAGCGAGGCUGUUAAAAUUAAUCCGAAUUCUUUUAUUUUUAUUUCUAUUGUAAAUGAUGUCAUCAGAGAUUUCCCAGCAGAUGAAGAAAAAAUUGAUAGUCUGAAAAAUAUUACUUUAUUUGCUUAUGAAGUUGAGACUGGGGAUGAUCGGGAUCUGUUUGAAGUGCAAGUUUCGCAAGAAAAAACAAGAGAUAACCGAAUGAAAAAUAAUCUUAUCGCCUUCCCAAGGGUUAUUUCUUUAUAUAAGGAUUCUAAUUUCAAACAAAUCCACUAUGAAAUUUUCAGAAAAAUGAAGCAAUAUAUGGAUAAAUAUAAAAAUAGGCAAGGGAAUAAUAUCAAGCAGCUAUAUGAAGACCAUCUAAAUAAUCCUACAUAUAACAUUUAUCUGCGUGCAACUAAGACAAGCAGCUGCCCAUUAUGUAGGGGCCAAAACUGUACAGGCUGUCAAAUUCCUUACUCAGACGAACCAUUUUCAGAAUAUUUUAAAAAAAAGCCUUCAAUCGAGCUACGCUUUAAGCAUAAUUUUGUAGAGCUUGGGGUUAAUCAGCAAGAUAUGAAUAAGUGCACAGAGCUGCCUGUGGCAAAUGGAGAAAAUAAACAACAAAACCGAGGGAUUAAUCUUCAUGAAUGCUUCCAAGCUUUCAGUAUCCCAGAAGAGCUAGAAAAGGAAAACGCAUGGUAUUGUCCAUCAUGCAAAGCCCAUGUGCUCGCGAGGAAACAAAUGGAAAUAUACAAAGCGCCGUCUAUACUGAUAAUUCAUCUAAAACGAUUUAGAACUCACGGAUAUUAUAGAGAAAAAAUUGCAGCUCCAAUAGUAUUCCCGAUUAAUGAGCUUGAUAUAAGUCAAUAUGUAAUUGGAGAUGAAAAGCCACCUUUAUAUGAUUUAUAUGCGGUUUCAAAUCAUUUUGGAGGGCUUGGAGGAGGACAUUAUACAGCGACCUGUUAUAGUAAACCUCAGGAAAAGUGGCUGGAAUUUAAUGACUCUUUGGUUUCUGGGCCAGCUGAUAUAUCAGGAGUUUCAUCUUAUAUUUUGUUUUAUAAAGCUAGAAAUAACGAGUAA